UCUUAUUCAGAAAAUUCUCUCGGGUAUGUAUAUAGAACAUAGUUUUGUUUUAAUCUUCAAAUCCAAAUCUAAUAGAAUGUUAAUAUUCAAUUCAUAGUCAAAUUGCAUAGUAUAAAUACCUCAAAUAUUCUUGAGUACUACAAGCACCACACACUCUUCUCACAACUAAUCAACUUCAUAUAUAGCAAUUAUUUGUCACACUUCACUAGCUACCAUGGCAACCAAUAAUCAAUUAUAUCAUAUUUCAUUGGCAUUGCUCCUAUGUUUGGGAUUGUGGACUAUUCAAGUCACUUCUCGCACUCUUCAAGAUGGCACCAUGAAUGAAAGGCACGAGCAAUGGAUGGAUCAAUAUGGAAAAGUUUAUAAGGAUUCUCAAGAAAGGGAGAAACGUUUCAAGAUAUUCGCAGAAAAUGUGAAUUAUAUUGAAGCUUUCAACAAUGUUGCCAAUAACAAGCGAUACACACUAGGCGUUAAUCAAUUCGUGGACCUCACAAACGACGAGUUCAUAGCAUCUAGAAACAAAUUUAAGGGGCAUAUGUGCUCAUCAAUCACAAAGACAACAAGUUUUAAAUAUGAAAAUGUAAGUGCAAUUCCAUCUACGGUGGAUUGGAGGAAGAAAGGUGCAGUAACACCUGUGAAGAACCAAGGCCAAUGUGGAUGUUGUUGGGCAUUCUCUGCAGUUGCAGCAACUGAAGGAAUCCAUAAGUUGACUGCCGGAAAGUUGAUUUCUUUAUCAGAACAAGAACUUGUUGAUUGUGACACAAAAGGUGUUGACCAAGGUUGUGAAGGAGGUCUUAUGGAUGAUGCUUUCAAAUUCAUCAUUCAAAAUCAUGGACUUAGUACUGAAGCCAAAUACCCAUAUCAAGGUGUUGAUGGAACAUGCAAUGCAAACAAAGCAUCCAUCAAUGCCGUUACAAUUACCGGGUAUGAAGAUGUUCCUGCCAACAAUGAGCAGGCACUACAAAAAGCUGUGGCAAAUCAACCAAUUUCUGUGGCUAUUGAUGCUAGUGGAUCUGACUUUCAAUUUUAUAAAAGUGGUGUUUUUACUGGUUCAUGUGGAACUGAGUUAGAUCACGGUGUUACUGCUGUCGGAUAUGGCGUAAGUAAUGAUGGAACCAAGUAUUGGUUGGUUAAGAAUUCUUGGGGAACUGAUUGGGGUGAAGAAGGAUACAUUAGGAUGCAAAGAGGAGUUGAUGCUGCUGAAGGACUUUGUGGCAUUGCAAUGGAAGCAUCUUACCCUACUGCUUAAAUUCCAAACUUAAUGCUUAUAUGUUACCUAAACAUUGUAACAUUCACCAUGG
Messenger RNA from Trifolium pratense (red clover), 1301 nucleotides. RefSeq names its product senescence-specific cysteine protease SAG39-like. The transcript has 2 exons. Gene Ontology annotation, cellular component: lysosome. The record is from RefSeq and is a predicted model, not a curated record. Gene Ontology annotation, molecular function: cysteine-type endopeptidase activity. NCBI's taxonomy places the organism in Eukaryota, Viridiplantae, Streptophyta, Magnoliopsida, Fabales, Fabaceae. Bases 215 to 1249 code for a protein of 344 amino acids.